CUUUUAAUGGAUUUUUAAGGUUUUUCUGUUUUAGAAAUUAAUUGGCUUUUAGGGUCUUAGUUUUUUUAUUAAUUAAAAUAAGAAUUCUUAUUAGUUGUAAAAUGUAUCUAAAGGAAGGGUGUUCUUUGUUGUUAAAAGUCCAUAAACCUUUAAUUCCUUUUGUUUUAAACACAAACCCAAUUCUAAACCCUGGAAACAAACCACCCGAAUAUCAAGAAAUCAAAACCCCCAUCAAAGAAUCUGAUGUGGUGAUGAGGUUAAGAACUGAAACCGAUAUUGUACUGGCUUCUAAUUACUUCAGGUCAAUAGCCAAUUCAAAGGCUUUUCAACACACUCAAUUGACUUACCAAAUCAUGAUUGAAAAACUAGGUCGUGAAUGUGAUGUUGAUGGUGUUCAAUAUCUUUUACAGCAAAUGAAAUUAGAAGGAAUUAGCUGUAGCGAGGAUUUGUUUAUAAAUGUUAUAAAUACUUACCGGCGAGUCGGUUUAGCUGAGCAAGCAUUGAAAAUGUUUUAUAGGAUUAGGGAAUUUGGAUGCCAACCGACGGUUAAGAUAUAUAACCAUCUUUUGGAUGCAAUGCUUAGUGAAAAUAGGUUUCAAAUGAUUGAACCUAUAUAUAGUAAUAUGAAGAGAGAUGGGAAGGAACCAAAUGUUUAUACGUAUAACAUUCUUUUGAAAGCAUUGUGUAAGAAUAAUAGAGUGGAUGGAGCAUGCAAGUUGCUUGUGGAAAUGUCGAAUAAAGGGUGUGAGCCAGAUGUGGUUAGCUAUACUACUGUUAUAUCUUCAAUGUCUAAGCUUGGUAAGGUUGAGGAAGCAAGGGAGCUUUCCAUUAGAUUUCAACCAAAUGUAUCUGUUUACAAUGCUUUGAUUAAUGGGUUUUGUAGAGAGUACAAAGUAAAGGAGGUUUUUCUGCUGUUAGGCCAAAUGGUGGAGAAGGGAAUUGACCCUAAUGUCAUUACUUACUCAACUGUCAUCAGUUCUCUUUCAGGUAUAGGAAACGUUGAAUUGGCUCUUGCAGUUUGGGCGAAGAUGUUUGUUAGAGGUUGUAGCCCCAAUGUUUACACCUUUACUUCAUUGAUGAAGGGUUAUUUCAUGAGAGGGAGAGUGCUUGAAGCACUUAAUAUAUGGAACAGAAUGGCUGAAGAAGGAUUUGAGCCCAAUGUCGUUGCGUAUAAUACUCUAAUACAUGGUCUCUGCUCCCAUGGGAAAAUGGGAGAAGCUGUAUCCGUUUCCUCUAAAAUGGAGAGAAACGGCUGUUCGCCUAAUGUUUCGACUUAUGGUGCUCUCAUUGAUGGCUUUGCAAAAGCUGGUGACUUGGUCGGUGCAUCUGAGAUAUGGAACAAGAUGAUGACUAAUGGUUGUAUUCCUAAUGUUGUAGUGUAUACUAGCAUGGUGAAUGUCCUUUGCAGGAGUUCUAUGUUCAGUCAAGCGUGGUCUCUUAUAGAGAAAAUGUCAACUGAUAACUGUCCUCCAAAUACAGUUACAUUCAAUACAUUUAUCAAAGGUUUAUGUUGCAGUGGAAGAGUAGAAUGUGCUAUAAAUUUGUUCUGUCAAAUGGAGCAAUAUGGCUGUUCACCUAAUAUCAAAACAUAUAAUGAAGUAUUGGAUGGCCUUUUAAAGGAAAACCGAAUAAAAGAAGCUCUUGAACUUGUUACGGAGAUGGAAGAGAAGGGGAUGGAGCUGAAUUUAGUGACUUACAAUACCAUUUUUGGUGGAUUUUGCAAUGUCGGAAAGUUUGAAGAGGCUUUGAAGCUUCUGGGAAAAAUGCUGGUUGGAGGCGUGAAGCCUGAUGCCAUCACAUACAAUACUUUAACUUAUGCUUACUGUAUGCAAGGUAAGGUUAAGACUGCCAUCCAGCUUCUAGAUAAAUUAAGUGCAGGAGGAAAGUGGGUUCCAGAAGUUGCUGCAUACACCAGUCUCUUAUGGGGGAUCUGUAAUCAGAUUGGGGUAGAAGAAGCCGUUUUAUAUCUUGAUAAGAUGCUAAAUGAGGGUAUCUGCCUUAAUGCGGCAACAUGGAAUGCGUUGGUCCGGGGCUUGUUUAACAGCUUAGGUCAUCUGGGGCCAAUUCACAUUCUGGACGAUAUUCUGACUAGUGGUUGAGAUGAACCUAUUUGAAUGUUUCAGGGAAGUUCAAUAAACAAAUAUGUUGUCCAUCAACGGUGCACUUUAUUCUCACAUACACUAAACAGGUUUAUGGCUUGCGGGUACGCUUUUGGGUUUUGUUAGUCUCAAUUUCUUGUGGGUGCUUUGAGUUUAAGGAGAAGGCACAGAAGGCAACCGCAUGCAGUUUUUCUGUUUUCCUGUUAUCAGGCACAUGGCAAGUUCCUUAUUGAGAGUAUUACGUAACAAUUGUGAUUGUGGAGUGCCAUCCAUAUUAAGCCAAUAAUACACUGUUAACCACCCAAGUCAGGUUUUGUGCGUUGUGCAGGUGCAGGACAGCACACCUAGGCCGUUAACUGGGGCUGCUUUUAUACCUAUAAAAUCAAGUCUCCUUGAGCACUGGUUGCUAUAUCUCAAAUUCAUGAGGAGGAUUUAUAUGGUCCUGUCGAUGGACUAAUAGGCUAUCAGUUAAUGUAUUCCAAACACUGAAUAGCCGGUACUUGGAUUGAGGCAGAAUUAGCUUAAAAGAGAAGUUCUUUUGAUUCAGAUGAUAAUAACGGCGGAGCAGGACUUUUUCUUUUUGGCUGGUGUUGUAUGGCUAGCUUUUUUAUCCACAGUACAGAAAAAGAGGACAAUUAUCUGUUAUAAGCAUGAGAAAUAAAUUUUAUAAUUAGGAACCA
Molecule: messenger RNA, 2779 nt
Organism: Ricinus communis (castor bean)
Lineage: Eukaryota; Viridiplantae; Streptophyta; Magnoliopsida; Malpighiales; Euphorbiaceae
Product: pentatricopeptide repeat-containing protein At3g48810
Exons: 1
Coding region: 102-2099 (665 amino acids)
Molecular function (GO): protein binding
Source: RefSeq, a predicted model, not a curated record